AUGUCGACCAUCAGCGCCGAUGACAACCCACCUAAAUCGCCCGAGCCGCUCUUUCUCGAUUAUCCAGUUGCGCACGUCCUGAAUAAAAGCAGCAGGCGAGCAUGGGUGGAGCCGUGGGCUUCCCGGUACUGCGCGGCCGUCUCGGACAAGCGGUACGGAGACGCAAUCUGGGCGCGAUAUAAUAUGGAUGGAAGAACGGUCGAUGGCGAAUACAAAAGUCUUAGCAUGAUUGGGGAUGGCUCUGUCAAGGAAGUGAGUGUUCCUGUAUAUGAAAUGAUCAUGGACGACGCCCGGGGGUACGCAAAGAGCAGCCCUGAUUGCUAUCGGGAGGCACUGUUGCUCUACAAUACCACCAGUAGAAGCGACAGUCGGCGGGAUAUCAUCGAAGGAUUGAAUCAGAUUGAUACUGGUUCAAGUCUUGUGACCUGGGCAUUCUCGUCGCUCCGUGGUGUGUUUGGUUUAAAUUGA
Aspergillus sclerotioniger CBS 115572 is the source of this 468-nucleotide messenger RNA. RefSeq lists its product as uncharacterized. The transcript is spliced from 2 exons. The record is from RefSeq and is a predicted model, not a curated record. Lineage: Eukaryota; Fungi; Ascomycota; Eurotiomycetes; Eurotiales; Aspergillaceae. The coding region runs from base 1 to 468 and encodes 155 amino acids.